AUGGAGAAAGCAAACAGCGAACACUUGGACAUCCAAGGCACUCACUCCGAUGUACAGGAUAUAGAGUCUGAAAACUCGCACUUCUACAUGGAAGAACGACUGGCCCAUUUAUCCGAAGAACAUCGUCAAUACCUCCUCAACCGACAUGGAACUCUUGACCUCGAUCCAAUCCCAGAUAUGAACGAUGCAGACCCAUACAACUGGCCUGUUUGGAGGAAAACACUCAACCUAUCCCUCGUCGCCUUCCACGCCAUGAUGGCCACAUUCACAGCCGCCGCCAUCCAAUGCGCAUUCGAAGAUAUAUCAGAAGACCUGGGCGUGAGCAUGCAACGCACCAGCUACCUGGUCUCUCUAUUCAUCGCAGUCCUUGGCGGAGCACCAUUGUUCUGGCGUCCUUUGUGCAACCGCUACGGACGCAGACCCAUAUUUCUUCUUUCUCUGGCUUGCAGCUUGAUCGGUAAUAUAGGCUGUGCCUAUAGUCCUUCGUACGCGACCAUGGGGUUGUGUCGCGCCAUAACCUCGUUCUUUAUCAGUCCCGCCGCGGCGAUCGGCAGCGCCGUCGUUGCUGAAACGUUCUUCCGCAAAGAUCGAGCUCGCUGUAUGGGUGUCUGGACACUUAUGGUUACCCUUGGUGUACCUGCAGCGCCUUUUAUUUUUGGUUUUGUUGCGUUGCGUGUGGGAUACCGUUGGAUUUACUAUACACUUGCGAUUGUCAACGCAGUUCAGUUCAUUUUAUAUUUCUGUCUAGGGUCGGAAUCUCUCUACCUACGAAACACUGCCGCAUGUCACAUCUCAAGCACAAAACGAUGCCUCUUCAAAUUCGCCCGUAUUGACCCAGCCCCACUAAAGCUUAGGGACUUCAUCCACCCCCUUAGCUACGUGUCCAAGCCAUGCGUUCUCAUUCCAGCAGCCGCAUACGCUAUGAUCUUCCUCUGGGGCAGCGUAAUCCCCACCAUCGAGAUUCCACAAGUCUACCCCGAAAAAUUCGGACUCAACACCCAACAGGUCGGUCUACAGUUCCUAGGCAUUAUUAUUGGAUCCGUGAUCGGCGAGCAAAUAGGCGGCUUGAUAUCCGAUCGCUGGAUGAUGAUGCGACAGAAACGUACUGGUGAGCCUGCAGCACCGGAAUACCGUCUCUGGCUAAGCUACAUCGGCCACGCUUUGACGAUCUGCGGUAUUGUGGUUUUUGCCAUUCAGCUCCGUGACUCGGGAGGUUCAUGGAACAUCACCCCUGUUAUAGGAUCGGCGAUCGGGGCUGCUGGUAAUCAGAUCGUGACUACGGUUGAUAUUACAUAUGCGGUGGAUUGUUACCGCGAAGAUGCAGCUAGUGUGGGUGUUUUCAUUACGUUUGUUCGUCAAAUGUGGGGGUUUAUUGGACCGUUCUGGUUUCCGCAGAUGUUCGAAACGGCUGGAUGGGCUGGAGGAGCAGGAAUCGCGACUGCACUUAUAUUUGUUGUCAGUGUCAUGCCGACUAUUGUCAUCCAAUGGCGGGGUGCAGGCUGGCGAUGA
Messenger RNA from Penicillium salamii, 1509 nucleotides. NCBI's taxonomy places the organism in Eukaryota, Fungi, Ascomycota, Eurotiomycetes, Eurotiales, Aspergillaceae. The record is from the annotation of a GenBank genome assembly.